AUCAGACGCCCAGCAAGAGGCGAUCGGAUCCUACUACCUAGUCGAUCACGCACCCGACACGACCCAUAUCUAUAACUACAUCUACCUCGGCCUCACCUCUCCCCCGUCUCCAGCCUCAGCCACAUCUUGAGCCAGCUUCGACUCCUCCCGCCGUAUAAUGGUCAACUGGUCUUGAACACAAUCUACCUUGAUACAACCACAACGACCACGACACGACUAGACGCCGCCCACACGCUUCACUCCCUGAUCGUCACCCGACAGCCACUCAACCAACCCCCCUUCCCUCACCCUCUCCAACCAUCUCCCACAAUGGCCGUCCGUGCCCGCGAUCCCACUCACCCCGCCUCCCUCCUCCCCCUCUCCCACCACGACCCCACACUUGUUCACUCGCUCAAGAACAAGGUUCCUCUCGAGUUCUUCGACUUCGUGGCCCGCAAGUGCGAGCAGGUGGUUCGCAUUGAGCAGGAAGCACCAGCCCUCCCUUCCCCACCACCAUCCCCACGAGGCAGCUCAUCACGAUGGUGGGAGGCACCUCUUCCUCCCAAGGGCGCGUCAGAAGACCUGCCGUCGCUGAGCGACUUCAUUCGCGGUCUUGUUGUCCAGUCCAACGUUCAGAUGCCCACCCUCUCCGUCGUCCUCGUCUACCUUGCCCGCCUUCGUGAGCGCCUCCCCCCAGUCGCCCACGGCAUGAGGUGUACGCGCCAUCGUGUCUUCCUCGCCGUUCUCAUCUGUGCUGCCAAGUACCUGAACGACUCGAGCCCGAAGAACAUGCACUGGCAGCGCUACGGCCGCUUCUUCUCCCUCGCCGAGGUCAACCUCAUGGAGAAGCAGCUCCUCUACAUCCUCGACUACGACCUCGGCGUCGACGAGCAGAGCCUCUCCAGCUACAUGCACCCCUUCUGGAUGGAGCAGAGCGCCGCCGCCGCCGCCGCUUCGCCCGCUGCCGUUAUCGCGCCCGCCGCGCGUUACGCGACCCGUCCAUCAGCAUCUCCCCUUACCAUCUCCCUCCCAUCAUCCUCCCGCAUUCCCCAGCAGCCUCCCCGGUCAUACUCGUCCGACACUCUUCGUGCCACGGUCACCACCGCCGCCGCCGUCGCCGCUACCGGCGCCAACAUGCUCCCCACCCCUCCCUCCGUUGCCGCCAGCAGCUCGCACUCCACCUCAUCAUCAGGAGACUACUUCUCCAUCCAGCACCACAACGCCCACGUUCACCAGCAUAUGCAUACCCAGCACUACUCGCCCCUCAACAGCUUUGCCCGUCUCCACCUCGACGAGGCUACUCCCGGUCUCCUCCGCCGCGACUCGGGUGCCUCGACGUGCUCGUCAUGCUCGUCGUCCUCGUCGGCGGGCGGUACCCCUUCUGGUGACUUCUGCAACGUCACAGUACACGACGACGACGCUUCCACCAUCCACGGCCACGACACGUACGCGGCACAGUACACUACCCAGUACCGCAAGGGCUCAUACCCUGGGUACGACGACAAGCUCAUGGAGGCUCAGUCGACCGCUAUGGCCACCACCCCACCCCCACCACCUGCGGCUGAGCCCAUGUGGAAGAAGCUCAGCUUCAAGCAGGCACACCUCCUGCGACCGACGAUGCGGCGGGCCGCCAACGUCUAAUGACAUCCAUCCCCUUGCUUCCAUCUCGCUCUCAUCUCUCAAAUCAUACUUUCACGCCACCCUAAGCAGCCUUCACGUCUUGGGUUAUCCAGUUGUUGUUGUAGACAAAACGCACGCAUAUAGAGCCGCCAGCCGUCUCCACCAUCUCACGCUUGCCUCCCCAUAGGUCAUCCAGUCUAGUACAUGCAUGUCUGUUACGAC
Messenger RNA from Vanrija pseudolonga, 1821 nucleotides. Its product is annotated as PHO85 cyclin-2. NCBI's taxonomy places the organism in Eukaryota, Fungi, Basidiomycota, Tremellomycetes, Trichosporonales, Trichosporonaceae. Gene Ontology annotation, cellular component: nucleus; cyclin-dependent protein kinase holoenzyme complex. Gene Ontology annotation, biological process: regulation of cyclin-dependent protein serine/threonine kinase activity. The record is from RefSeq and is a predicted model, not a curated record. The transcript is spliced from 2 exons. Gene Ontology annotation, molecular function: cyclin-dependent protein serine/threonine kinase regulator activity; protein kinase binding. The coding region runs from base 310 to 1620 and encodes 436 amino acids.